Messenger RNA from Lindgomyces ingoldianus, 366 nucleotides. RefSeq lists its product as uncharacterized. The transcript has 2 exons. Bases 1 to 366 code for a protein of 121 amino acids. NCBI's taxonomy places the organism in Eukaryota, Fungi, Ascomycota, Dothideomycetes, Pleosporales, Lindgomycetaceae. Gene Ontology annotation, molecular function: single-stranded telomeric DNA binding. Gene Ontology annotation, cellular component: CST complex. Gene Ontology annotation, biological process: telomere capping. The record is from RefSeq and is a predicted model, not a curated record.
AUGUCCGGUCCGCUACCAUCGAGACUCGUGUUGCUGUCUGAACUGGAGAAAUGCGCACUAGGUGAAAAGGUCCGGUUUCUAGGCUGCGUCGAUGAAUAUGUUGUGAAGAGUGCGACGCUUUGCCUCAAGCACCCUUAUCCUGGCCCCUCUCCCCCGAAGAUAGCGCGGGUCAACAUCGACCAUGUCCUCGAGUCAGUCAAAAGCUGUGAAAUCGACGUCGGGUCAUGGCUCAAUGUCAUUGGGUACGUGGAGGCCCGCAUGUCCCACGGUGUUGGCGUGCAAGCUGUCACGGUCUGGAGUGCGGGCAAUGUUGAUUUAGAUAUGUACCAAAGAGCCGUGGAUGUGAGGAAGGCGGCUAGACAGUGA